AUGUCCAAACGACUCAUUUCGUUACUGCUGUCAGGUCUCAUCACACAAACUGGUGCUCAACAUGUUGUCAAAGAACCAGAUACAGUCUGUGUAACGUACUUAUCAACAUAUCUCGUCCCUAUUUCGUCGAACGCCACAGGUUCUGUGCCUACAGAUGGCGCGAACGGCUCAUCGCAGACUUUUGAUGCUGCCUUGACAGCUUCUACCACAUUAGAGUCCGGGAUUAAUCCAUCCCUCGAACUGACCGAGGCUCUUCAACCUUCCAAGUCUCUAUCUGGUGACUCCAAUCAGUUUAUCACAACCUCGGUCACGACCGGUACGAAUACAGCGGACUCCGAUCCCACGACAGCGCCCGAGCCUGAUGACCAGCUCGUUGUCUUCCGCAUCGUCCCAGACACUGAUAGCUCAAGACGGAGGCGACUCAAGAGAGCGCUUGGAGGCUUUGUAGGCUCUACCUCGGAGAUAUGCCAAGAUGCUUCUGCGUUUAGCCUCUCUGGCGGACGCCUUCUUGACGGCCGGAGACCUAUUUACUACAACGGCGAAGACUUUAAGGAAUUGCGCGGUCAACAGACGACACCACCUCGCGGGGCUGUUGCUACCACAUUUGCUGGUGAUGGUGGAUUCCUACGAUUUCGCAGCCCUGACCUGCCCAACGGCGAAGCAGGCUUCUGUCAGAGCCCAGGAACUGGUCAGGUAUACAUUACAUUUGCAUCAUCACCACCUGGCUGCGUAUCAGUCAGGCUAUCUGUUGUUGGAGUCGAUGAGUGCGAAGAUGGGCAAACGUCUGUAAGCGCUGCGCCUAUGUCCACUGAUCUCCAGACCCUGCAACCUACAGUGGACUCUGUGGUCACAUCCAUUCAUUUUAGUACAGCUAUUACUGCUGUUUCUAAUGAUCCCUCUGACGCCACGUCGUUCGGGGACUUUACGACACUUAUUUCUCCGUCUCUGGAACCUACGCAGACGCGACCUGCGCAAACAAGUUCUUUUCGCUUUUCUAAUACUUCAACCAAUGCGUUCCCUACAGUAUCAAUUGAGACGUCCGAAGACCUUUCUUUUACAAACAUACCUGGUGUUACAUUUACACCUUCAGAAAAAGCAACGACAGAUGAUAUUUUACCCACUGACACGCCAUCUACACAAUCUCAACUUACCUCUGAUGAUGCAUCAUCGAGCGUCGCGGAGGCUGCAACUUCGACAAGGCCAGUCACAGACACUACUAGCCUUGGGCCCAGUAUCAGCUCUUCCGGUACUAAUAGCAUCGCCGACUCAGAGGUCACGAGCACAACGACAACGUUGGAGUCCGCUAGCACUUCAGACAUAACAACUGACGUCUCCACGACAACCACAGCUGCCGAGACCACCACUACCACUAGUCCACCAUCUCGGGCUUGCGAGUCUUACCUCAUCAACCCAACAGUCCUUUUUAGCGGUGAUCAAGAUAACGACAAUGGAGUUGAAGAGCUUACUCUUCCAUUCCCGGUGGGGAUAUACACCGAGUCCAGCGAAACCAUCUACAUUGGUGUCAAUGGACUGAUAAGCUUGUUUGACAACUCCAUCGCACAAUCCUCCAACAAUCCAUUUCCGGAUAAUGGCUUGCCAUCAGUGGCCAUUGCGGCCUACUGGGAUAACUUGCGCAUUAAAGGUAAUUCUGGUUACGAAAUCACGUACAGAGUUUACGAUGAUGCUGAUUAUCGCGCUGUCAAUAUCGACUGGUGUGUUGUGGAUGAGGAUGAUGUUGUCACCCACUUCAUGGUUAUUGUCAGGGCUUACGAUCUUUCAAACCCCGAGUCAGUUUUCAUGCGUUACUUCCAGUCAAAUGGAGGAAAAUCAGCCACUAUAGCUGUACAGAAUCUUGUUGAUGCAAAGUCUGAGCAAUUCUCUUACGAUAUGGAAGAUGCAGUGCCAGAUGGAUACACGGUUCUCUUCUUCACUAUAGGAGGCGAUGAGAGAGUUGUUUAUGUGCCACCGUAA
Fusarium oxysporum Fo47 is the source of this 1971-nucleotide messenger RNA. RefSeq lists its product as uncharacterized. The record is from RefSeq and is a predicted model, not a curated record. The transcript is spliced from 2 exons. Lineage: Eukaryota; Fungi; Ascomycota; Sordariomycetes; Hypocreales; Nectriaceae. The coding region runs from base 1 to 1971 and encodes 656 amino acids.